Molecule: messenger RNA, 4021 nt
Organism: Brassicogethes aeneus
Lineage: Eukaryota; Metazoa; Arthropoda; Insecta; Coleoptera; Nitidulidae
Source: the annotation of a GenBank genome assembly
AUUUGUUGUCUUGUGAACCUACCUUCAAAACAAUUCAGUGGUGGCCAUGUUAUUAAAAUGUCACUAGAUUGAACAUAAAUAAUGCAAGACCAAGUAGAAUACGGUACGUGUUUUAACAUUCCAGCUUUGAAAUCAAAUAACAUGCACAUUUUUCGCCGCAAAAACCCGAUCUAAAUAGUUUUCAACCCCUAAAACCCAAGGAAAUCCUGCUAACACGACCUUUUCCUGCGUGGGAUGACAGAUGAAAUGUCAAAACGAACAUGUUUCAUGUUUUUUAGAAUUACAGCACUUCUAGCUUUCAUUAACAAUUGAAACUCACAGAAUACAUUUAUCACUACGCAAAUUAACAUUAACAGUCAAAAAAUACGCGAUAAACAAAGUUACAACAAAAUAUUUUGACAGGAAGGUAGCUUCACACUACACCAAUGUUUUGUUUUGUUAUAUUCGCAGACGAUGUGAUCCCCUGCAACGAAAACAUUUGCGCUGGAUGCCUCAACAUUUUGGAGGACGAGGAGUUUAUCUCUGCGUUGGAUCAGAAAUGGCACAUGGAAUGCUUCAGGUGUUCUGCGUGCGAUGCGGCUCUGUCUAGUUGGUAUUUUGAGAAAGAAGGGCUCUUAUUCUGUAAGGAUGAUUACUGGGCUAGAUAUGGGGAAGCUUGCCAACAGUGCAGCCAGAUUAUUACAGGGCCUGUUAUGGUUGCAGGGGAGCACAAAUUCCAUCCGGAAUGUUUUUGUUGUGGUAGCUGUGGGGCUUUCAUUGGAGAUGGGGAUUCUUAUGCACUUGUGGAAAGAUCCAAAUUAUAUUGUGGACAGUGCUAUAAAAGGCAGAUGCAGCCGUUACAAAAAACUGCCAAAUUUCCCUUUAUUAGAAAACCGCAUUCCAUUCGACUCGUAGAGAUUCCGGGUGGGCAACAGGGGAUAAAAUUGUUGAAGAAUUCUUUGCAAGGCACAAACAGUGAAUGUUUUACGAUAUCUGAACUUGAUAUGAACACGGAUUUGAUGUCAUUGCAUAUUGGUGACAAAAUAUUGGAAAUAAACGGCACCCCAGUUAAGGAUACUCCACUUGAAAAUGUGGAAAACCUGUUGAGGUAUUCCGACAAUGUAUUGCAGUUGACAAUCGAACAUGACCCUGAAUGUAUAUCGAGAAAAAUAUCAAAACUGACACUUCCAUCAACCCUACCUCUGACAACAACUUCCAGUGAUACCAACAUUCCAACAAAUAAAACCACUGGGGAUUUUUUGGGGUUUGGAUCUGCAGAUUCGUUAAAUGAAGGCAGAACAAAAUCGCCACAGUGCGAGUUUGGCGAACUAAACGAGCCGAAACACAAAGCGCGCAACGGCAAGGGUGAGAACAAGGAGAGACUGUUCAAAAGAAAAGACGAGGGUUACAUGACCGGCACGAGGUCUAGACAGCUGAGAAGAAAAAAUCAUUUGGCCGAGAACAAACCUUGCCUGGACAAGGAACGCAGUUCCUCCAUGAGCAGACUGCUAGAUGAGGCGGCGAAUUCCAAGAGAUGCCUGGAAUUAUCCAGGGCCUACUCGUUCUUAGAGCCCCGCCCCCAACAAAGGGUCUUCAGGGCUUCCGAUUUAGUGAAAGGGGAACUUUUGGGGCAGGGGUUUUUCGGGCAAGUUUUUAAGGUGACUACAAGGGACACGGCAGAAGUCAUGGUGCUCAAAGAACUGUACAGGGUGGAUGAGGAAGCUCAGAAGAACUUCUUAAAAGAGGUUGCAGUAUUGAGGAGUUUGCACCACAGCAACGUGUUGAGGUUUAUUGGGGUUUUGUACAAAGAAAGGAGACUGCAUUUGGUGACAGAAUAUAUUUCAGGGGGGACCCUGAAAGAACUAAUACACGAUACGGUGCAGCCGUUGCCUUGGGAGCAAAGGGUGUCAUUUGCAAAAGAUAUUGCUGCUGGUAUGGCAUACCUGCAUUCCAUGAACAUUAUACACAGAGAUCUCAACUCUCACAACUGCCUUGUGAGAGAAGACAAAACAGUCAUUGUGGCUGAUUUCGGAUUGGCUAGGAUAGUUUCACACACGACAAACAGCGCAAGAAGGGUUUCCACUGGCACAAAAAAUCGCCAGGAGAGAAAAAAACGGUACACAGUGGUGGGCAACCCUUACUGGAUGGCGCCAGAAAUGAUGAAAGGAAACAAGUACGACGAAAAAGUGGACAUUUUCAGUUUUGGAAUCGUUUUGUGCGAGAUCAUAGGGAGAGUUCAAGCGGAUCCAGAUUUUUUGCCCAGAUCGAACGAUUUCGGGUUGAAUCAAAUGGCAUUUAAGGAAAAAUUUUGCACCUCUUGCCCGGAGCCGUUUUACAAAGUGGCUUUUCUAUGUACCGAUUUGAAUCCUGAUAAAAGGCCCCCGUUCGAAGUAAUCGAAGUGUGGCUGGAAUCUCUCUCCAUGCACCUGUCGGUGGGCAUGCCUCUACCCCCCGACCUACUCUUCGACAUCCAGCACUACCGAGGCACCAGCCCCAGCUCCUCGGGCAGCACCACUCCCGAAGGAAUAUCCUCCGGGCACCGGAGCCCCGCCCUAGAGCCCAUACGCGAGGGAAAAAUGGCGGGAAACCCGGAGCGAAUCAAGAGCCUCGAGAGCCUGAAGCCCGCCAUCAAGAUAUCCCAGGAAAAUUUGCUUUCCAAGACUUCCAGCUCCGACAUGCUCAUCAAGAACCAGAUCAACAACGAGUUUGUCACCAAAAGUUGCGAGGAUUUGGAGGAAAUAAUCUCGAAACCCACUAGGGAGUUCCCCAACUACGAAAACAUCGAUUUUCUCAGGAACGACUCCAUAUUCGCUGGCGAUUGCGAGAAAACCGUAACCGUGAAAAAAUUGGAGAAGACCGAGUUAAUAAAACACGAAGAAAACAACAAAAACCCCGACACUUACAAGUUCAACGUUCACCUGAGAAAAGUGCCGAAGAACUUCACCAGAAAUCGAUUCGUGAAGGAAAUGAAGGACGAAGACGUUUCGGUGAAGUUCCUGGGCAAAAAAAAAACCUUCGACUUAAAACCUGUGCCCAGCUGCAGCAAAAACUCAAAUUUAAACCUGGAAAGCAUGGCUUUUAAAACUUCGAGCCUCCCAACGUCUAAAGUGACGGAGAAGUUCGUAAGGAACUUCGCGAAGAACGUCAACUUGACCAGGAACGAGAAAGUAAGCAACUUGAGUGCGGAAUGCGUUCCGGAUGUGGUUUUUUCCACUCUAUCGUCGCCGGAAACUCGUAGUGUACUUCCGGUGGGUUGCAAAUUAAAUUACGCAAUCAAACCGCCGAGUUACGUUGCGAAAAGCAGCGAGGAUUCAAGGAAAGUCGAGGAUAACAACAAAUGCGGUACUUUCAGUAUCAGCCGCAGCAUUUUCAAGAAGACUGAGCCGGAGGGAGAGAGCAAAGGGUUCAAGAGGUUGCCGGAAGAUGGCAGCAGGUCCAGCGUUGUUAGGAGGAGAUACACCAAGGACUCUGACGACAGCCCGAUACUCAGACGCACUCCGAUCCUGCAGAGGAGACUUCCGCAGCCUGCGAAGUUCGUGCCGUCGCUGAAAGGGGCGGCUGGCGCCGCAGACGGCUGCUCCGUCGUGCGGAGCAUCGUCGAGACGCUGAACGGUAAGGAGAGGAGUGGGGGGUUCGUGCGCAGCGGAUACGGAAGGAGUUCGCUCAAGGUGGCCGGAAGUCCCAAGGUUUGCUUCAAGGGUGGCGGCAGGAGCAGUCCCGACGAGUUUACGGCACUUUAAAGCCGCGUAAUGACGUUGAAAUCUUGGAGUAUGAGCUGGAAAUUUGCUGUAUCUAAAUUUAAAAAAAAAUUGGACUGCAAAUAAUUUAUGUAAGUAGGAAACUUAUCGUUUUUUGAUGAUUUCGAAAAUUUUGGAAACUUUGAAGAUUUUGAAAUUUUCAUUAAUUUUAAGAAAUUUUAAAUUUUGAACAUUUGAAGUUUUUUAAAAUUUGCUAAUUUUGAGAAUUUUAAUAAAUUUCUUAAAUUAAAAAUAUUGAGAAUUUUAAUAAAUUUCAAAAUUUUAAAAGUUUUUAAGAAUUUUUG